Podospora pseudopauciseta is the source of this 219-nucleotide messenger RNA. RefSeq lists its product as uncharacterized. The coding region runs from base 1 to 219 and encodes 72 amino acids. The record is from RefSeq and is a predicted model, not a curated record. The transcript has a single exon. Lineage: Eukaryota; Fungi; Ascomycota; Sordariomycetes; Sordariales; Podosporaceae.
AUGUCCGACAAAAUUACCUCCUCCACCUCCUCGGCCCCCUCCAACAACCCCUCCUCCCCCAACAUCAACCCCCAGCAAACCUCCAACGUCCCCACCGGCGCUGGCGUCGACACUGGCGCCGGUGUCACCCGCCCCAAGACCGAAGCCGAAAAGGAGGCAGACAGGAAGUACGAAGAGGCCAUGGAGGAGGAGUACGCCAAGCGGGAGGGUGGUGCCUAA